AUGCCUAACUACACUCUGUACUACUUCAAUGGCCGCGGACGUGCCGAGAUCCUGCGUAUGCUGUUCGCCGCUGCUGGUAUCAAAUACAUGGACAAGAGGUUCGAGUUCUCUGAAUGGGACCGUUGCAGAAAUGAUUUCCCCUGUAUGUACCUACCUUGUCUGGAGAUGGACGGUGGUAUGAGGAUGCCUGAGACCAUGGCCAUUGCCAGGUACUUGGCCCGUGAAUAUGGACGCCUACUUGAAUACGUAAAGAGGGCGAAAUUCCUUGUAAGUAAAAAUCAUUUUCCACUGUCUCAAUUCUCUAUUAUCUCUUCAAAAAUCUCUAUCUCAUUUUGCGCAUAUCUAUCUAUCUAUCUAUCUAUCUAUCUAUCUAUCUAUCUAUCUAUUCUCGGCCAAAAAUUCACCGUAGACUUUCUCUUAAUAUCUAUCUAUCUAUCUAUGUAUAUAUCUUUCUCUUCAUAUCUAUCUCUUUCUCUUAAUAUCUAUCUAUCUAUCUAUCUAUCUAUCUAUCUAUCUUUUUCUUUUAAUAUCUAUUUAUGUAUCUAUCUAUCGAUCUAA
Molecule: messenger RNA, 558 nt
Organism: Acanthosepion pharaonis
Lineage: Eukaryota; Metazoa; Mollusca; Cephalopoda; Sepiida; Sepiidae
Source: the annotation of a GenBank genome assembly